AAAAAAAAAAAAAAAAAAAAAAAAAAACUGGUUCUUCUCUUUCAGCUGGAAGCUCAGAAAUACAUGACUGAUCGUACAUUCAGAAAGCUACCUGAUCAUCUUCUAACAGAAAUUUUUGUUCGAGUCCCUAUUUGUGAGUGGGCUCAGAUAGCAUGUGUCAGUAAGCAGUGGGCUACUAUUUUUCGAGGCGAAUGCUUGUGGCACACUGCUAUUGCCAGGACGUGGCCUUCAGCAAGCCACAAGAAACGCUGGCCUGGGCCAAUACCAAGAGGUUUGGGUAAAAGGAGGUACUUGGCUUUAUAUGUGAGUCAACACAUUAUAGCUUUGGAUGGUGAGGUUGAUGAGCUUUUGGGUCACACUUAUUUGUUUCUGAAGGAGCACCUCGAGCUUUCAACUUUGCCCCCACCUUCUAGCAUACUUCAUGGCACCAUAAUUGAUCAGUUUAUAGCUUGUGGGAAACCCCAAGAAAAGGCCCAUGAGCUUGCUUCACUCAUCUGGUUGGCUGUAAUCAACAAUAUGGAAGAAAAUGAAAACACAUUUUUGGUUCUCAAGCGUCUAGCUCAGGAGGGAGAAUUCUUUCUUCCAUUCCCAUACUCAAGACCAUACCAAGUCCUAUGGAGGGUUUUUGAAAAGCUCUUCACAGAUUUCCGCGACUGCUUCAAGCAUAGGGAUUACUUUGAUAUAUUGGCCUGUGCAAAGUCCAGGUUCCAGCCAAUACCAUCUACUUGGUUGGGUUACUAAGACCAUAUCAUAGAAGACAGAAGCAUUAGCCUUGUCAGUUUGUUUUUAAUGUUAUAUAGUCAUGAUGUAUACGGAUAUGGUUGUGGUCCCUAACAAUAUAGUUAUACUUCCAACAUACAGCAUGUACCUUGCAAGUUUGAAACAAUGUGAUCCUUCAUCUGUCAAUGAUAUAUAGACAUAAAAAUUAACGAGUA
Messenger RNA from Asparagus officinalis (garden asparagus), 935 nucleotides. RefSeq lists its product as uncharacterized. Gene Ontology annotation, molecular function: protein binding. Bases 64 to 741 code for a protein of 225 amino acids. The record is from RefSeq and is a predicted model, not a curated record. The transcript is spliced from 5 exons. Lineage: Eukaryota; Viridiplantae; Streptophyta; Magnoliopsida; Asparagales; Asparagaceae.